Messenger RNA from Moneuplotes crassus, 1431 nucleotides. Lineage: Eukaryota; Ciliophora; Spirotrichea; Euplotida; Euplotidae. The record is from the annotation of a GenBank genome assembly.
GAAAAUUCAUCAAAUUAAAAAGGAAAUGCCUGAAGAAGAAAAAAAUCCUGUAGUAAAAGGAGCAGCUAUAGGUGGGGCAGCAGCAAUGGGAACUGGAGCAACUCUUGCUGCUGGAGGAACCGCAGUUGCAGUAGGACUUGAAGUGGAAGCUGCUGUAGUGGUAGGAGCAGCCUGUGUGGGAGUCGCUGGAGUAGCAAUACUAGUAGGAGGCGCAGCAGUCCUUGGAGGUGUCGGAGUAUAUAAAUUAGUGAAGAAUAUCAAUAAAAGAAGAAAAAACCAGAAAAUCCAACAUAACAGAGAAGCCGAAGAAAUUCAAAGAAGGCAAGCGAGGGAGAAAAUAAAGGAAUUGUUCCUACCAUCUCAGCCGAUUGGGGAUGAUGAUACUCCAUCUCCAGAAGAAGACUUCCUCUUGGAAGCUGAUCAUGAAAGACAAGUAGCUCCUUCAAUAACAGUAGGGCAUAAUAUCAUAUCGAAUCCAGUACUAGAUUGAUUUAUGGGAGCAGCCUUGCAGAGCUUGAUGAGUCUCCCUGAUUUUGUGGACUAUUUCAUUCAUAGCAGAAAUUCUUCCGAUUUUAAAGAAGAAAAUAAACAAGAAUCAUUGAUAGUUGAAAUGAUGAAAGGUUUUGUAAAAGACUACGCAUAUUCACAAGAUCAGGAAAUAGAUGCUCAAGUAUUGAGAUAUGCCUUUGAUCAAGAUUUUCCAAGCGAUAAAGAACACGAUGCUUUUGAGUUUUUGUUGGAACUGUUUGAUAAAAUUCGAGUUGCCAAAAAUUCUGAAAACAUUCAUGAUCAUUUACAAAGAUGUAUUGACAGAAAUGGAAAUCUGAAAAGAUGCCAAAAGUUACACUCUUCGAUCAUCGACAAACUGUUUUCUGGAAUAACCGAAACUAUGUACAAAUGCCAGGUUUGUUCUCAAGCUACUUAUUUGUAUCAAGAAUUUUUGUACAUUCCAUUAAGAUACGAUCCAGGUAACCCUAGAGCAGGAUUCGAAGAGUUUUUUGAUCUUGAAGAAAAGACUCAUGAAAGCUUUUGGAGAUGUGAAAAUUGUGAAAGAGAAACAAAAUGGUUAUUGAGAGAAGAAACAUUCAAAUUUCCAAAAUAUCUAAUAUUUAAAUUUGAAAGUAAUUGUUCUUCAGAAGAGAAUGAAAUUAAAUCCCCAGUGGACUAUCCAAAAAGCUUCACAAAGGAAGAUCCUUUCAGUGAAUCCAAGCUCAAAUACACCCUCACGAGUACAAUCAUCCAUGAACAAGGUUCCUCCUGCGGUCACUACUCAUCAAUCUGCCUCAGAGAGAACCAAUGGUUCCACCUCACUCCUCAUAGCUCUAAGGCCCUAGAAAAUCGUGAAAUUAAAAGCCCAGACGCCUACAUCCUAUUUUACACCGCAGAGGAAAUAAUCUAAAAUUCUCCAGUUCAACAAGUUGAAUAUUCCUC